CGGCAAAAUUUUCGGCGCAGUCUGGCCGUGUCGUGAGUGGUAGAAAGAAAAAAAAAGUUGUACAAGAAAAAUUUAGAAUUUCUUGUGUUUUGGCAAGAAAAUUGUGGAGUUUCAGAUUGAUACCCAUAGACACUGGAGCACCCUGAGGGACGUGCCACUGUGAGCUUCCAUUCAGCUGCAUUCCCUGCCCAGCUUUUUCGUCGUUGCCGUUGUUUUUGUGUGUUGUGUCGCCACCACAAAGACGCAGUUGAUUUUUGCGUUUCGGGGCCCCCCUUGCGGUGGAAGAAGUGCUACGUCCAGGUGGUCCGGGAGGGCGAGUGUGUGUGUGCAGCACGGGAGGGCCUUGUGCGUGGGACACGGGGGCACCGUCAAUGUGAAAAGUGUGGGAAAGCAGGCUUUUGUGGCAAAAAGGAAAAGUGACAACAGCGGAACUUUUGUGACGCGACAAUGAAACUCUAGUUAUUUGGGCCCCCUUCUCAGGGGCCCCCCACAGCUGUAUUCGUGUCCAUCACAACAGCAGUUUCACACGUUCCAGAAGACAAGACAAGAGAAAGAAAAAGAAAACGAAGAAGAAGAAGACGACGAGUUAGGAAGAUUGCACCGAAGAAUGGAUCAAAUCUUCUACUCGCCCCUCAAUGGUGUUCCAUCUGAGAGCAAAUUGGCAACUUAUAUGAGUCGACAGAAUGUUGUCACAACACCAACAUAUGGAUUGACAUCGGGUUUAACGAAACUCACCCUGGAAUCGCCAAUUUCGACAAAAAAGACUCAGGUAACACCGCAAUCUCCUGAAUUCAUUCCACGCCUCAAUUCAUCACCGAGCUUCUAUUCACCGUAUUCAUCUGUGAUUGCGAAUGGGAGCUGCGGUUCCAAUGGCGGCGGCGGCGGCGCAGGGGGUGUCGUGGUGCCGCCAAUUGUGGCAAAGCCAACAUCUGUGUUAGGGGCCCCCGCGUGCCCAUCCACCGCGUACAGUGCUGUGACACCGAUCAAGGGGCGCCCCUUGAUCCGUGGUGAUUCGCCGCAAAGUACAAAUAAUGAUUCACCGCGCCUCACGCCGCAACCCUCACCACCGCCCACGACUGCAAUCCACCAGGAGAAUGUUGGUGGGACAACCUACUUCUAUCCAGCAGCUGCUGCUGCUGGGGUAACGACAACGAGUCAAGCGUGUAGCUCAUCGAGCCCUGAGAAUGGUGGACGCUAUGGGCAGCAUCACACUGCAGCAGCAGCAGCAGCCCAAAUGAGCUUGUCUUUCACGCAUCCAGGGCAUGUGUACCCAGGGCCGGCGUCCAGUGUUCUCAGUCUGCAACCGAAGACGCUCCUGUCGUCGGCAUUCUUUAUGCCGUCCGAAAUGCGAAGCAGUAUUCAGGCAAGGAAUGCCAUAAGUAAUACAUUGGAGACAGGGGGUAUGGAAUUACCCCUUGAGGUGGACAAUUAUCACGGGUUGUGCCCGUUGGAGCCAAUGGCGGUCAAUCUGAAACUCCCAGUGCCCGCGUCAUCCUACAAAGCCACUCACAGCAAUACAGGAGUUAAAUAUUUCUUGCGACGAAUUCAUGGUUUCCGUUUGCAAUCCACCAAAUGUAUGAGUGUGGUGGAAAUGUGGAAGAAACUGCAACAUUCUAACGUGGUCCAAUUGCGAGAAGUAUUCACGACAAAGGCAUUUGGAGAUCACUCUCUAGUGCUGGUUUAUGACUACCAUCCGGGUUCACAGACACUCCUCUCAAAGUAUUUUACACCAUCCGUCGAAACGAAUGGGUAUACGGACCCAUUCUCGGGCGAGGCGCGCCCCUUCAGUCACAAGAGCUCCCUCCAGAGGACCGUAAAUGGUCCCAUGUUGGCCGAAAAUGAAAUUUGGUUCAUUAUAAUGCAACUAACGGCUGGUCUCCGUGCAAUACAUCAAUCAGGAUUAGCAUGCAGAACGCUUGAUCCCACAAAAAUCAUCAUUACGGGGAGACGUGUGAGAUUUAGUUGUUUAGGCAUUUCCGAUAUUGUUUCAUUCGAUCCGAACCAAGCCAAUCAAUUAGCCGUGAUAACACACUAUCAACAGGAGGAUCUAACAUCUCUGGGUAAGUUAGUUUUAGCACUAGCCUGCCGCUGUCUCCACUCCAUACACCGCGAUCAGGUGCAGGCAAGCAUCGAAUUGGUGGCCAGAAACUAUUCAAGUGAUUUGAGAAAUUUAAUUUUGUACCUCCUGACAACGACAAAUAGGCGCGCCGUAUCGGAUUUAAUGCCAAUGAUCGGGGCACGCUUCUACAUACAACUCGACGCCCUCCAGACGCAGUGUGAUAUGCAAGACGACGAAUUGGCCAAGGAAAUGGAAAAUGGGAGACUCUAUAGGCUUCUUGUGAAGCUGGGAUGCAUCAAUGAGCGUCCAGAACUAAAUAUGGAUGUGACGUGGUCAGAAACUGGUGACCGGUACAUGUUGAAACUCUUCCGCGAUUAUUUAUUUCACUCCGUGAGUGAAGACGGGCGUCCCUGGUUGGAUCACGCGCACAUUGUCCAAUGCCUCAAUAAAUUGGAUGCUGGAACAAUGGAAAAGGUUCAACUAAUGUCCAGGGAUGAGCAAUCAGUCCUCGUGGUCACCUAUGCUGAACUGAAGCAUUGCCUCGAGCAGGCAUUUGGUGAAUUGGCCGCCAAUCUCUGAGACGGGGGGCUGCUACACGAAUAUUCCUCCGAAGAAGUUAAUUCUUUACAAUAUAUUGAAGACAUGCAGCUAAAUUUUUCAGAUCGAGAAAAGAGAGCGCGAUUUAAACUUAUGGUUAACAGAGUACUUGAAAGAUGAAGAAAAAAAGUGAAGAAGAAAAAAUAAUAGUGUUGGUAUAAUUUAUUUUUUUAAAAGAACAAUGAAAAAAAAACACACAAAAAUUAUUUAACAAAGAAAGAAAAUUUUGUGUAAGAAAAUCCAGAAGGAAACAUUUUGCAAAGAGAAUUUGUACAGAGAAAA
Lutzomyia longipalpis is the source of this 2938-nucleotide messenger RNA. It is a transcript of the gene PAN3, whose product is annotated as PAN2-PAN3 deadenylation complex subunit PAN3. Gene Ontology annotation, cellular component: P-body; PAN complex. Gene Ontology annotation, molecular function: ATP binding; protein kinase activity; poly(A) binding. Bases 608 to 2638 code for a protein of 676 amino acids. The record is from RefSeq and is a predicted model, not a curated record. The transcript is spliced from 12 exons. Lineage: Eukaryota; Metazoa; Arthropoda; Insecta; Diptera; Psychodidae. Gene Ontology annotation, biological process: mRNA processing; protein phosphorylation; nuclear-transcribed mRNA poly(A) tail shortening.